Molecule: messenger RNA, 2301 nt
Organism: Panicum hallii
Lineage: Eukaryota; Viridiplantae; Streptophyta; Magnoliopsida; Poales; Poaceae
Product: probable serine/threonine-protein kinase PBL3
Exons: 6
Coding region: 851-2131 (426 amino acids)
Biological process (GO): protein phosphorylation
Molecular function (GO): protein kinase activity; ATP binding
Source: RefSeq, a predicted model, not a curated record
GAGGGAAAAGCCAGAGCAGCCACCGCUCCGGUUCGCAGCUUCCACACCUCACCACCUGAGCUCGGUCGGUGGCGGGCUGCCAGCCGCUUCCUUCCGUCUGCCGCUUUGCUUGCUCCACCCCCACCGCACGCACCUCGCCUCCGUCCAGGCAGAGAGACCCGGGUCAAGCGAUCCGGUCGCAUCUCCACGCGCAACUCGGCCUCCCCGUGCGUGCGGUUCUUAGUGGCGAGGGUGUGCGUGGCGGCGGCCUCUAGUUGACUGCUCGAGGUGUGAGCUCCGACACCUGCUGCGGCGCGCUCGUUUCUUGACGGCGUGCGCGGCCGCCGUUCUUGCAGCAGGGUUUCGUCCCGUCCCGUGAGGAGUGGGUGAGUCGGUGGGCGGGGUUCGAUCUGAACAAGGCUUGGGGUUCUUGCUGGGGGCGCCCGGUUGGUCAGCUCGCAGAAGAAGCCGAGCUGGUUGGGCGUGGAGGUUUUGAUUGACUUUUGAGGUGCCGGGAGUUGACAGGUUGCUUCUUGCUCGCUGGUUUCUUGGCUCUGCGGCUACGGAGCUUGCUGAUUUUCCUCCAGAAUUUGUGGCGGAGCUCCGUCCUGACCUUGCGAAGAUUGGACCUUUGGGGCUGCUUGCUCACUGUUUGCCUUGCCGGAGAAUCUUGGGAGCCUCUGUUCCUCUUGAUUCCUUGCAUUACCGGUCAUCUUGUGCUCCGAGCCAACUAAGGGAGCCCAUCUUUUCCCGCUCAGCGCGUUCAUGUAAACGGAGGAUUGAGCUGAUCUAGCUGGGGAUCUUGAGGCGACAGAGUUCUUGUUUGCUUGCACAGUGCAUGAGUGGUGGGUGAAUUGGUACAGAGGGAAACAUGGGGAAUUGCAUGGACACCACGGCGCGGGUGGAUCACAGCAUCAACAAUGCUGCCUACCCGUUAAAAGUGACCAGCAAGACAAGUUUAUCAUCUGUCCCUUCCACGAUUAAGAGCAACUCAACUCGCUCAACUUUGACUCUUUCGUCUAUGAGAGAUCGAAGUGAGCUUCCUACUCCUCGAACAGAAGGUGAAAUUUUGUCAUCUUCUAAUUUGAAGGCAUUCACGUUCAAUGAUCUAAAAACUGCAACCAAGAACUUCCGACCGGACAGUCUUCUUGGGGAAGGAGGAUUUGGGCAUGUCUAUAAAGGUUGGAUUGAUGAACACACGCUUGCCCCUUCAAAACCGGGUAGUGGUCUCGUUGUUGCUGUCAAGAAGCUUAAACCAGAAGGCUUCCAAGGACACAAGGAAUGGCUGACAGAGGUUGAUUACCUUGGCCAACUUCACCACAAGAAUCUUGUUAAACUCAUUGGUUACUGCUCAGAUGGUGAUAACCGGCUUCUGGUGUAUGAAUUCAUGCCCAAGGGAAGUUUGGAGAAUCAUCUGUUCAGAAGAGGUGCUGAUCCUUUGUCAUGGGCAAUAAGGCUCAAAGUUGCUAUUGGUGCCGCUAGGGGUUUAUCAUUUUUACAUGAUGCUGAAAACCAAGUCAUAUAUCGUGAUUUCAAGGCAUCGAACAUUCUCCUCGAUUCGGAAUUCAACGCAAAGCUUUCAGAUUUUGGCUUGGCAAAAGCUGGUCCAACCGGGGAUAAAACCCAUGUAUCCACACAAGUCAUGGGCACUCAUGGAUAUGCAGCUCCAGAGUAUAUUGCAACAGGCCGUCUCUCUGCAAAGGCAGAUGUCUACAGCUUUGGGGUGGUGUUGCUUGAGUUGCUCACUGGAAGAAGAGCCCUGGACAAAUCGAAGCCAGGCAUAGAGCAGAACUUAGUUGAUUGGGCCAGACCUCACUUAGGUGACAAGCGCAGGCUAUACCGCAUCAUGGACACGAAGCUUGGAGGGCAGUAUCCAAAAAAGGGUGCAAACGCCAUUGCAAGCAUUGCCUUGCAAUGCAUCUGUGGUGAUGCCAAGAUGCGGCCUCGGAUGUCUCAGGUGUUGGAAGAGCUGGAGCAGCUGCAAGAUGCCAAAUAUGGUUCAGCGUCACCACUGGUUGACAUUCGGAAGGCCUCACACGCCGUACCAAGAUCGCCAAGAUCACCAAUGAGAGUCCAACCUUCGCCACGGCGCUCACUUGGAGCAGCAGCAGCAUCCCCAUUGCCAGGAUAUCGCACUGCACAAGUGCACUAGGACGAGACUUAGAAGAUGCGACGUACCUGUAGGUUGUAUAUUUGUUGGUUCAGCAGUGAGCAGCGUUGUAACUUUUGCUUCUACUGAUGUUUUGGCGAUCAUGUGUGACACGGGAACACCACUAUGUCAAUCUAUGAUAAGUUGCCUUGCCUGGUUCAGCAAGCGUAUAG